Molecule: messenger RNA, 1150 nt
Organism: Panicum virgatum (switchgrass)
Lineage: Eukaryota; Viridiplantae; Streptophyta; Magnoliopsida; Poales; Poaceae
Exons: 5
Coding region: 99-533 (144 amino acids)
Source: RefSeq, a predicted model, not a curated record
AAGUAGUUAAUCUAGACCAGGAAGGCAACAAAGUCUGCGAGGCUGUGAAGUGUGAAGGAUAACCCCAAUCCCGCAGGCCCAUCAUCGGCGGCGGUGGGAUGGCGGCGGCGCAGUCUUCCUCCUCCGGUUCGCCGCCUCCGCCCCUCCUCCGCCGCUCGCGCCGCCUCGUCUUCGACCGCCGCUACGGUUGGAUCUUCGACGAGUGGACGGACCCCGCCGACCAAGCCCUCUCCGGCGGCCGCGGAAUGUUCUGCGCGGUGGCGAUGGCGCGGUCGCUGGUGACCGCCGCGGCGUCCUCGAUUAGCUAUGCUUCAUGUUCGGUUGGCAGAGUUCUUCAAUCCCCUAAAAGUCUCUCUCUGCCAGCAUAUAUGCCUAGCCUGGCAUUUAACAAGAAGCAUCAAGCAUGGUUACGUGAACUUGAAAACUCUGGAGUUAUUGCUGAUCUCAAGUUAAUAAACUGCAAUACUCAUUCUGCGUUGGAAUGCAUGACAGCAGAUUGCCUCUGCUUGACUAGGCAGCAUGAUCUUCUGUAAGCAAAGUUUCGAAUGUUAUGUCACACUUCUUAAAAAGUGGAAGUUUCUUCUACAUUCUAUCUACAAGACUGCUACAGACCUUGAUUUGUAGCUUCUUGUUAUGUCCAGAGUCCAGACGUUGUGCCACUCAAUGAUCCCUGACCAUUCAUCCUGAUCAUUCCCAGUCAAUCACCUGCGAUCAUUCAGCUCCAGUGAUCUGAGUCAGCCUCGAGGCAAUUGGCCCUGUUGGGAAUAGAUGUCUACUGAAGCCAGUCGAAGUAAACCAUGUCAAACUCAAAAGUGAAGGCACCCUACUCAGCCGGUUAGCAUCUCAGUUGCCUGCCUACUGUUGUGGAAUGGUAGCUCUCCUAGCAUCAGUCUGAGCUACAUUUUUCUGUAGAUUCAGACUAGGUAUCGACAUAACAUGUCAUUCUUGGUAUGAAGUGUUGACGUGCAGAGGUACUUCCAUAUGGCUGAUAGGACUAUAUAUGAGUGCCCGGUCCAUGUUUGGUUGCGUGUUCAAUACGUGUACUAGCUAGUACAGGCUGAGAUUAGUUGUCUGCCCUAGGAGUACAACUAUAAAAGCAGAUGACAUGUAGUCGGUGGAAAUGAAAUCGGCAGUCAUUAUAAGUCCCGCA